AUGUUAAUUUGGCCUAUUCUUAUAGGUUUUAUCAUUGUUGAUAUAAUUUUUGCUGCUAAAUGAGUAGAAAAAAGAGAAAAUCAAGAUAGAACUCCAUAUAUGCUCGCCUUCUUAUUUAUUGGGAAUUACAUUCCUUUAGCACUUUUUGAAGUUUAUCAAAAUGAUAUUUAUCUCUGUUUGAAUUCUCUAGGAUUUACAUUUUUAGGAAAUAUCAAUUUUUUAUAUUUUUUGCGGUCUUCUUGAAGCUUUUUUCUCAACUUUCUUCAAUAUUCAAGCUCCUUCUAUUGGUAUUGCUUUUGAAUUUCUGGCUUUGUAUCUCUAACUAUAGAAUAUGAUUACUCUAAACUUGAUAAAGCAUGCUGAUCUUGCUUCUUCGGGAUGAUUAAUCCUCUAUUCUUUUUACUGUAUAGCGUUUCAGCUGAAGAUGCAGAGAAUUUUAUUUUAUUUUUAACUAUGAUGAGUUUAUUUAUUAUCACAUGAACCAAGAUCUAUUAUUGUCAUGAUUUUAGCUGAUAUAUGGUUGGUGAUGUUGUUGAAAAAUAUAAUUAUUUAAUUAUUAUUUCUGCAAUUUUCUUAAUCAAGCGACAUUUCUUCUCUGAAUUGGAUAUUUUUGAUGUUUCUUUUUAUUUUCUCUCCACUUACUUCACUUUUGGAAUUGCAUUUUUAGUAGCAUACUAUUUUACUAUUUCUUAUGUAAUGACUUAUGAUUAUCUUACUCCUCUCUUUAUGAGCCUACUAAAACAUUGUUCGUUCACAGGAGUCAAAAUUUUUUUAAUAAUAAAAAUGCCUAUAUAUUGUCAAUCUAAUAUCAAAGAAUAUUUUGCAAGAUUUAUUUUGUAACUAAUUAAAGCAGAAAUUUAUUUUCAACAUUUAAAUAAUCCAAUUCAAAAGAAUAGGAAGCAAAAUUAAUAUAAUUUGUAAAAUUUAUGUUUUAAAAUGCAGGCUGUUUAAAAUUUAACAGAAUUAGCUCGAAUUUCAUUAUAAUAAUGAUCAAUUAUAUUCAAAAUAUUUUUUCAUAAAACAUUUUUAUAUUAAAAAAACUUUUUGUUCGCUCACGAAGGGUGUUACCCAAAGAAUAUUAAUUUUUCCAAUAGUUUUGUUCGGUGAAGGAGGGGGUAUUAAUGCAGUUUGGAAAGAGCUUCAAGAAAAGAAGCAAAGAUCUUUUCAUAUAGAAGAUACUAUAUGGAAAAUAUGCAAAAUAUAUGCUUUGAUUGCAUUUUUUACGUAUGCUAUGAUUCUUUUCUGCGAUUUGGCUGGCAAUUUAUUAGGAAAAAGUAUAAUUUUGAAAGAAGCUUUAUUUAUGGUUGGAGCUGCAGCAUUUGGAAGCAUUUUAAUUUAUCCAGAAGAUGGAGAUUUCGAUAUUUUUUCUCAUAAUAUAUCAAACUCAUUUGCAGUUUAUUUUGAGGUUUGUAUAGCAAGAAUGAUUUUGCAUAUGCUUUAA
Messenger RNA from Blepharisma stoltei, 1441 nucleotides. The record is from the annotation of a GenBank genome assembly. NCBI's taxonomy places the organism in Eukaryota, Ciliophora, Heterotrichea, Heterotrichida, Blepharismidae.